UAAAGUUCUAAUUGUCAAAUUUUCUCAGAAAAAAUAUAAACAUGUUGUUACGAAAGAUUCGGGUUUUUGUUAAUACAGUACCUUCAUUUCAAUUACCUAGAAAUAACACGAACAUUUUAACAUUUCGUAACCAUGGAUCAGUUCUCUGGCAUAAUAAUGGAAUAUCAAGUACAUUUUCACUACCCUUGAACAGGGCCAAAAAUGAAGUACUAGUAGGGAAACGUGUGCAGCAAAUUUCAUCAUCAUCGAGCUUCAAUUUACAUGAAAAUAUGCAGUCGAAAAAAAGACCGCGCAAGAAACAGGAUGAAACCCUCAAACUAGAGAACGGAUACUUGACCGUGACUGCAUUUGCGACGGCAGAAGAAUACGAUCUUGAGCGAAUACUACGCGCUUUGAGAAAUGAAAAUCUAUAUGAACCAAAGCAAUUUUUGGCCAACGAAAAGAACGAACCAAAUCCAGAUGUACUGCAUGUCGUUGCCAAAUAUAAGGUUGGGAACAAUUCUCGCGAUGUGUAUUUUUUCCGUGAAGGUACCGUGGUAUUGUGGAAUUGUACCGAUCUAGAAAGUAGUAAUAUUCUACGAUUCCUCAAACCAUACGAGCAGGAUGCUUAUGACAAAUUCGCCGUUUUAGAGGAGAGUGAAACGAUGUUCUACAAUGCUAGUGACACUGUUGCCCGUUUGCAAGAGGAUAGUUUCUAUAUUUCUAAAAACGACGAAGGUGGUUUAGAAAAAUAUACUUUCUCUAAUGCUAUGUCCCUUUCGGUAAAAUUGGGAAUUUGGGAAGCAUCUCUGGAGCGCUAUAUAGAAUCAAUGGCCUACGUGACCGAUGAUUUAAAAAACGGAAGUAAAAUUAAAAUUUCUCGAUCAAAAAUGUUGCAAAAAACUGGCGAACUGUUUGCCUUACGUCAUCUGAUAAAUCUGAGUUCAGAUCUGUUGGACGUACCGGAUUUCUAUUGGGACCGCGAACAGUUAGAAAACCUUUAUCAACAAACAUGUUCUUAUUUUAGCAUAAAUCGUCGUACGAGAGUAAUGAACGAAAAGUUGAAUCACUGCGUGGAAUUAGCACAUCUGAUCAGCUCGAACCUCAAUGAUGCGCACCACGUUCGUUUGGAAUGGAUGAUCAUCAUUCUCAUCAUGGUAGAAGUAGGGUUCGAAAUUUUACAUUAUGCAGAUAAAUUCCUGUAAAACCUAGUAUUCGCAUUGGCUGUCAUCCGUAUCGUUAAAACUGGAUUAACAAUAGUGAAAAUAGUUCACGAUAGGUUUAUGAAAACAACGUUAUGUUAAAUUCGAAGCAAGAAAAUGAUCUACGAAGCUCACUAACUUCCGACAACUUAUAUGCAUUUGAAUAAAGAAGUUAUAUUACCAUUCGUA
Toxorhynchites rutilus septentrionalis is the source of this 1370-nucleotide messenger RNA. RefSeq names its product required for meiotic nuclear division protein 1 homolog. The record is from RefSeq and is a predicted model, not a curated record. Lineage: Eukaryota; Metazoa; Arthropoda; Insecta; Diptera; Culicidae. Gene Ontology annotation, biological process: positive regulation of mitochondrial translation. Bases 42 to 1184 code for a protein of 380 amino acids. The transcript is spliced from 2 exons.